Marmota monax (woodchuck) is the source of this 1370-nucleotide messenger RNA. Its product is annotated as coiled-coil domain-containing protein 82-like. The transcript has 3 exons. NCBI's taxonomy places the organism in Eukaryota, Metazoa, Chordata, Mammalia, Rodentia, Sciuridae. The record is from RefSeq and is a predicted model, not a curated record. Gene Ontology annotation, cellular component: nucleus. Bases 1 to 999 code for a protein of 332 amino acids.
AUGGCUGAGGAGAUAGUCUGUGAAAGUACUGGAAAAGAUAUUAAAGGAGUAGGCCUGGAUCCAUCCCACCACCAGCUAGAGCCCAGGCUCUGGUACAGGACCUCCUCUUCCAACCAGAAGACCACCACGGGAGCUCAGGCCCAGCAGAGAUCUGCUCACACUGACGACUCUGAAAAGGAAUCCUGCCCAAGCAGUGAUGAAGAGGAGGAGGAGGAUUCUGAAUAUGAUGAAGAUGGAGAUAAUUAUAUUAUUGAUGACUUUGUAGUACAAGAUGAGGAGGGUGAUGAAGAGAAUAAAAAUCAACAAGAAAAAAAAUUGACUACCUCUCAAUUGAAAUUAGUAAAACAGAAUUCUCUUUAUUCUUUUAGUGACCACUAUACUCACUUUGAAAGAGUUGUGAAGGCCCUUCUGAUCAAUGCUUUAGAUGAAUCUUUUCUGGGAUCAUUGUAUGAUGGCACCAGGCAAAAAUUGUAUGCCCAAGAUAUGUUGACAUCUCUUCAUUAUUUGGAUAAUCGCUUUGUUCAGCCCAGUCUAGAGAGUUUAGCUUCUAGAAGUCGUUGGAAAGAUCAAUAUAAGGAGCAGGUAGAAAAUUAUUCUAAUGUGAGUAUCCAUUGGAAGAAUCCUGAAAACUGUUCCUGUCAGGCUUGUGGAUUGCAUCGCCACUGCAGAUAUUCAGUGCAUUUAUCAGGAAAGUUGUAUAAUACCAGGACUAUGGAAACAGAUGAUUUUAUGUCACAUGAUAAACGGGUGUUUACUGUUGGCAGAAUAUGUGCUGAUCGUACCAGAAUUUAUCAUAAACUGAAACAUUUUAAGUUCAAACUCUACCAGGAAUGUUGCUCUCUUGCAAAGACAGAAGAAGUUGAGGAUGAACAGGUUAAAGAAAGUGUGGAAAGAAUUUUCAGUCAGUCAACAGAAAAUGGCUGGAUUAAAGAGAAAUAUGGUCAACUUGAAGAAUAUCUCAAUUUUGUGGAUUACUUUCAAGAUGAGAAGUUUGACUGAAUUGUAAUACAUUUCCUUCAGAAAAGAUUUUAUAAAUUCCUGUAAAUGUGAAGAUCAUGAACCUUGUUUCGCUGUACUAUGUGGCAUUUUAUAUGUUUUUUGUGUAUCUUCAAGCAAAAUAUCUUGUUUAAAACAUGUUCAUUUAAUUUCCCAUGAAAUGGCACUCUAUAUCUGAUAAAACUUUUAACUGCUGUACAUGGAAAACAAGCUUAAUAAUUAUUAAGCCCAUAAAUGUAUUUUAAAGUUAUCUAACAAUGCCUUUAUUACAGAUGACUAUCAAGUGAAUGAGCUAAUCAUGUUCUGUCAGUUUAGUAGAAAUAUAUUGUAUUUUAAAAUAUUUAGCCUAACAUCUAUAUAUAUUUAAUGUUGAA